Molecule: messenger RNA, 3248 nt
Organism: Fomitopsis serialis
Lineage: Eukaryota; Fungi; Basidiomycota; Agaricomycetes; Polyporales; Fomitopsidaceae
Product: glycosyl transferase family group 2-domain-containing protein
Exons: 11
Coding region: 462-2969 (835 amino acids)
Source: RefSeq, a predicted model, not a curated record
CUGAGCCCGCGAUGAAUGCUUACCAGGCCAUUCCAGAUCUCGCAUUCAAUGUCGCACCUGUUGUCUGUCAUGCCGUCUCGGACCAGUCAUCCCAGGCACCUUGUGCUGACAUCGAGUCUGCCCUGGCCACACUGUCGUUCCAGGACGAUUGUAUUACCGCACGACAUCUACACAGGUCUGCGGCUUGGUUUGUUUUCAUUCUACUGUGUCACUAGUAUUGGGAGGCCGGGAUCGGAGCUGUCGGAGGACAUCCCACGUACCUGCAUGUUUUUGACGAACAUUGAGUCCAACCCAAAUCGGAGGCAUACUUAUGUCGCCCUCCUUAUAAGCCAUCCUACAGUCUCAUCGCAAAUCGACCGCCCGCAUCACUCGGUUCUAGGUGAGCUUGGCCACAAGCAAGCGUCUACUUCCCCGUCUUCCUGGGUGCCAUUCGUUAUCAUUCACUCUACACCGCGACGACCAUGGACUACGACGCGUACGACGCUUUGCUCCACCACGUCUUCAAGCAGGUAAACCAAGGCGACGCCUGGUUCAAGCCCUCGGAAGAGAAUGUACACGCGGGUGUCUGCUUGCGUGUUGACGCCGGACGCUUCCGUGUCUUCCCUUACGAGAACCCUUACCUCGAGCCGUUUGAGGCUGCCAUAAGGCAGCUCAACCCGGUAGUGGCUGUCAAGAUUCGUAGUGCUGCUAUUCAUGCGGCACUCACCACUGUCAAGGACGAUGCGGAUGCCAUCUUCAUUGAUCGCGACGAGUCCGUCCUUGUCGUCUGGUCCUAUGCGCUCGACACCAUCAUCCCAACCUGUCGCGAGCUGGAGGAAAAGCUCAUACAUCUCGUAUGGAAGCAGCGUAACGCAUUCGGUUCUCUCGCGUCCUCGAUGGCGUCGACCAACGUCUCCGAUUCGAAUGUCAACCUGACAGAGAAGCAGGCGCCAGUCGUUACCGAGAAGGAGGUCGCCGAGCUUGCACAGCAGAAGGAGAACUCCAGGACGAAGAAGCGGAAUUGUGGCAUCUUCAGCUACUGGGUGUCGUCGAAGGACAAUGACUCGGAGAAGACCGCGAGCAACAGGCCAAUAAGAUUGUUUGCGCCCGUGUAUGGUGGUCUGGCCGCUGCCUUGUCGACCUUCUUCAUCGCCAGCGGUAUUGCAACGGUGAUAGAGGAGUCGGUGUUGGACGACACGUACGUCCGAUGGGCCCUCUGCGUGACUAUCCCGUUCUUGUUCUGCGUCUCCCUGUUCUUUUCUGGACAGAUCAUCACGAACAUUUCCUUCAUGCUCGGACCCGUCGCUCAGUUCCACGAGAACUCCAAGUACUACUCUGCCAUCCACCCUGCACCCAACAAGCUCGUGGACUCGAACCUGCCACAUAUCACGGUCGAGAUGCCAGUCUACAAGGAGAGCCUGAAGGAGACUAUCGCUCCCUCUGUGUAUUCCUUGAAGAAGGCGAUGCAGACAUACGCGAGGCAAGGCGGCACUUCCUCCAUCUUCGUCCACGACGAUGGUCUCCAGCUCAUCAGCGAGGAAGACCGCCAGGCGCGUAUCGCUUUCUACGCGGACCACAACGUUGGCUGGGUCGCCCGUCCGCCGCACGACAGCUCUCCGGAUGGGUACAAGCGCGCCGGUCGCUUCAAGAAGGCGUCCAACAUGAACUACGGCCUCGCUCUCUCGCUCAAGCUCGAGAAGCACUUGCUCGCACUCGAGGCCGCCGCACGAGGCAUGAGUCACGUCGAAGGCGAGGAAUCGCUCGAAGACAGGGCGAUGAACAUGGCCGUCGAGGAGAUCUACGAGGAGAGCGGGAAGCGCUGGCGGCCGUGGGCGUGCAACGGCCGGUCGCUGCGCGUCGGCGAGAUCAUCCUCAUCGUCGACUCGGACACGAUCGUCCCCGAGGACUGCUUCCGCGACGCCGCGCGCGAGCUGUACGAGUGCCCCGAGGUCGCGAUCAUCCAGCACGAGUCGGACGUCAUGCAGGUCGCGCACCACUACUUCGAGAACGGCAUCGCGCACUUCACGCGCAGGAUCAACAAGUGUAUCUCGAUGGGCUGUGCGAACGGUGAGGUCGCGCCGUUCGUGGGGCACAAUGCGUUCCUGCGCUGGUCGGCCCUCCAGGACGCGGCGUUCGUCGACCCUGAGGAUGGAGUGCAGAAGAUCUGGUCCGAGUCGAACGUGUCGGAGGACUUCGAUAUGGCUCUGCGCCUGCAGCUCAAGGGGUACAUGAUCCGGUGGUCGACGUACUCGGAGGGUGGCUUCAAGGAGGGCGUCUCGCUGACGUGCGACGACGAGCUGAAUCGAUGGCAGAAGUACUCUUACGGCUGUAAUGAGCUGAUCUUCAACCCUCUCCAGCUUCGCGUCUUCAUCUGGUCCGCCGCCCCCGUUCACUACAAGGUUAGCAUGUUGUCCUACAUGUUCUCAUACUACGGUCUCGCUGCCGCCGCCAUCCUGUCAACGUUGAACUACUUCCUGCUCGGGUGGAACCUCCCAGUCGACGGCUUCUACCUCCAUAGUUUCGAGAUCUGGCUGGCAUGUACCGUCGUCUUUCCAGGCGCCGGUAACGUCGGCUUCACGCUCCUUGAAUACCGUCUCGGCCAACGCAGUCUCUUCGACUCCCUUAUCGAGAACCUCACUUGGGUGCCCUUCUUUUUCUUCUUCUUCGGCGGCCUUUCCAUCCAUCUCUCGCAAGCGAUCCUCGCACACAUGUUCUCCUACGACAUCAGCUGGGGCGCGACCAAGAAAGAGGUCGAGCGCUCCAACUUUUGGCUCGAGGUGCCCAAGAUCCUCAAGCGCUUCUGGCUCGCGCUCGUCAUCUGCUUGUUGCUCGUUGCAGUCAUGAUCAUCUUCAGCACGUCCGCAAUCCCCUCGGGCUGGCAGAUCUUCAGCUGGGACUGGGCCGUCAUCCUCCCGCUCGCCAUCACCAUCGGCUGCCACCUUCUCUACCCGAUUGUCCUGAACCCGUGGUUCAUGAUCUUCUCUUACUAGGCUGGGGUGAGAACGAACAUUGGCUAUAUCUAUGCCACUCUUCUGUCAUUUGUACGGACUUAACGUGUAUCUCGCGCACGACGUAGAGUCUCGGUAUUGACAUAGAACACUGUCUCUGUAGUAUCCUGUGUCCAUAGGUUGUACGCACACCUCCCACCUGUCCUUUCUAUGUACAUUAGUACUCGUCGGUCGUGGUUUCGCUUUGGGCUUGAGUGGUCUCGCUGAUUAGGUUACUUGUCCUCUAGAACAAAAGGAAUUAAUAUCAGAUAUACUACACGA